CUUUAGCUAUUCCUUUUCCCUUAUUCCUCCUUUUCCUAGCCUGAUACCAUGUCCACCCCAUCGGUGACAUUCCCCACGGCCUCUGCUUCUGCUGGCCCUCAUCAACGACACGGUGAUGACAGCUCACCUUCGAGAUGGAGCGGGGGAAACACCAAAGCUUCAGAUGGAUACUCUGCUCUUUUCACCUCUGGGCUCUUUCACGAAUCCCCUACCAAACGCUCCCAAUCCCAAUCUCAAUGCAAACUCUCCCCGACCACCCCUUCCCGCCGUCAUCGUCGCUCUUCCAUCAUGCACACCACCCCUUCCACCUCUUCCCCUCGGACCAUCAAAUCCCAAGGUCUUGAUGGCGGUGUUGAGCGAGCAUUGGAUAGUGUCAUGCGGUCUUUGAAAACGAUGGCUAUGGGUGCUACCCCACGCAGAGUGGAUCCGCCGCCAAUGAAUCAGUCAAGAUGGUCUGCGUGGUCUUCAGAUUCCGAGGGAAGUAAGUCUAUAUCGAGAUUGGGUACGCCAGCACCGGGACAGCAGCAGGAUGGGUAUGGAUAUGGGGAUGGAGAUGACGGUUUUUUCAAACCUCGUAAAUUUAAUGAUACAACUCGAAGCAAGAAUACUAUUCGGUCCAUCAAACCCACCAAAUCGAGUAGAUCGAGGAACGGGAGAAAAGGUGAAGCGACAGUUGAUAGAAUGGAGCUCGAUGGGGAAGAUGUACCGGCGGUGCCUGCUAUGCCCAUUAUGGCUGUACCAGCUACUCCUGGAAGGAGUAGGAGGAUGAUAAAUGGGUUGGUCAGAAGGUUGGGUCUGACACCGAGGAAGAACAAACCUUCAUUACCGCCUUCGCAGUUACUUCCUGAUCUUCCUUCUUCCCCACCCACAGUCCCUGUCACUGCUGCAGAGGACCGUACUAUCCCCCGCAAAUCUUCUCUUUCCACCCUCCGUUCUGCCCUUACCAAAAAAGGUUCAUCAACUACUCUUCGUUCCGUCCGCUCAAUCCUUUCCACCAACAAUGCGUCUAUGACACUCAACCACUUUUCCACCGAUGAUCAUCCUCUUCCUCUACCUCUGCCCCGCACUCAUCGUGAAGUGUCCACAAGCUCACCACGUACUACCCCUGGAAAGAGACUACGUACCCCGAAAAGCUCGAUUGGGCAGCCAAAGCUACAACCUGGGACGAGCCCUAGUGCGUUUUUGCGAGACAUGCCACGUCGUGCGCCAGAGACGCCCAAGCGCGAGUCGUUUGCCCUGGAUCAUGAAGGAUGCGAAGCUACUCCAGAACUCUCGGCUGGUAACGCUAGGACUGGAGAGGACAUGUGGUUUGGGGAAGAGAAUGGAGAAGAUAUCGUCAUGGCUGAUGAAACGAUGGAUGUAAUGGAAGUUUUCACGCCUCCGCCGGCUCCUGUGCCUGGUACGACUGUACGAAUACCUGAAUCUCAUCCGUUUGUUUCUUCAGUUUCAAUCCCGUCUUCUCAAUCCUGCCUCAGUCCCGAACCUGAUUCUUCAAACUCACAAGGCUCAAUCAAGUCUAUAGAAUCGUUUUCCUUACCAUCCCCGCCUGUUUCGCUUUCGUCUCGUGUGACCAGCGCGUCUGCAUCUACUUUCAUCUCCAUCCCUACCUCUCUCUCUAUCCUCCCUGCCGGCUUUACCGACCACAGCCCAAUUCCCCUUCCCAACGUUCAGAAGGAAAUUGUUGCCCGGGAGAAGACGAUUCCUAUUCUCACAGUCAAAGCGCGCAGAGGCGCCAACGGCAAAGACAAGGAUCAAACUGUAGAUGGUUAUGGCAAGAAUCGAUUGUUGAACGGUCUCGUACCCUCUUCCGGCUUACCUCGUACUCUGGGGCACGGAAUCGGAGCACCCAGGAAAUUGCGGACUGCCAAGGCAUCUUUGGCACCUGGGAAUAUUAUGGGGACGGGGACGCCGUUGAGUAGCAAAGAUACCAACGCGCUAGGUUUACCAGUCCCACCUCGUCCACCUUUGGAUGGCAUUAUCGGUGUAAAAUCCAAGAUGAACAAGAUGAGUAAACUGAACAUGAUGAGCAAACUUUCGAAAGCCCCACGAGGAGAUGCAGGUCCAGCGGUGCAACUUCAAAUGCAGAAUCAGAGCCAGAGCCGUCCACCUCUGGGAAAGAUGAGUUUGGGUACUGUGACGAGUUAUUAUGAUGUCCAUACGGGUACGUUCGGACCAAGUGAUGGGGUGAGGCUGCAGAGCGUCUUGCGUACGCAGUAUGAUGAAGUCAAAGGGAGAGGAAGGCAAACGGAUAACUCUACUCCACCUCCCUUUUGUGGUGGAGGCAAUCAUACCUACAUGAUGUCAACCUCGGUGAAUCAGUCGAGCACCAAAUUUGAAGACCCUAUCGUACCGUCCACUCUCAACCUCAAACAUUCCCCGUCCCCUUCAAUGAUGAGCGGUUGCAGCUUAGGGUCAUCAGUCUCCAAGGGGUGCGAUUCGAUCGUGACGGGCGAGACGGGUUCAACGAGAGCCACCUCUGGUACGGACGAGGUGGAGGAAUGGGAGCUGGAGAAGUAUCUGAAUGCGCUGGAGAGUCAAAGUGUAGAUAUUGGAAGGAAGGGUGGGUAUAUCUAGGCUGUUUUUUAGGGUGGUGUAUCAAUUUAGACACGAUCAGCUUAUCAGCUUAUAUCAGAUAUUCGGAUAAGAAAUCUUCAUCUGUAACAUUUGAACUAUUCUGAGAGAUUGCUUUUUAUUCAAUGGAAAGAACAAUGGCAUUUUUACUCGUUUUGAUUUACUAUGCUGUCAGCAAAGGUGGACUCC
Cryptococcus deneoformans JEC21 is the source of this 2760-nucleotide messenger RNA. RefSeq lists its product as hypothetical. Lineage: Eukaryota; Fungi; Basidiomycota; Tremellomycetes; Tremellales; Cryptococcaceae. Bases 49 to 2574 code for a protein of 841 amino acids. The record is from RefSeq and is a predicted model, not a curated record. The transcript has 3 exons.